This is a messenger RNA of Papilio machaon (common yellow swallowtail), 4091 nucleotides long. It is a transcript of the gene scny, whose product is annotated as ubiquitin carboxyl-terminal hydrolase 36. The transcript has 11 exons. Gene Ontology annotation, cellular component: cytosol; nucleus. Lineage: Eukaryota; Metazoa; Arthropoda; Insecta; Lepidoptera; Papilionidae. The record is from RefSeq and is a predicted model, not a curated record. Gene Ontology annotation, biological process: regulation of apoptotic process; protein deubiquitination. Gene Ontology annotation, molecular function: cysteine-type endopeptidase activity; cysteine-type deubiquitinase activity. The coding region runs from base 205 to 2874 and encodes 889 amino acids.
AGCCCAUCGCGUAUCGUGGACUAUGCAUUUUCUUUUCCUCGUAUCGAGCUCAUCAAUUUGUGAUACGUACACAUGGUUGAUAAAAAUAUUUAAGUUAUCGCACUGAUCGUUCACAAUAACCGUAAAAAAACGUAGAAAGUAAUCAUGUAUGGCUGUGAUAUUUGAUAAGUUGUACUAAAGUGAUAGUGCAGUUUUGGAGGUAAAAUGCCCGCUUCCAUUUGUGACACAGUAUCUAGCGCAUUGCGUUUAUCUCUUGCUGAAGACUCUCAGAGCUCGUCCUUGCUGGAUAGCAGAUUGUAUUCCUCUGCUAAAAGUGUGCUUUUAUCAAAGAUAGAGUUUGUAGAAUCUGGUGAUUAUCAAAGCAAUGUACUAGAUGGUUUGAAAUCAAAGUAUGUCGUUAUCCGUUCUAAAAAACCUGUGCUUGAGAAUAAAUUGCUGAAAAAGGACAUCUCGUCGGACAAUCAAUCAGCAGCCAAUAAAAAUCGUGAGGAUGGCUUACCAAAGCCUAAGCGAGUUUUCUUUCCUGUUGAGAAAGUCCAGUUGGGAUGGCAGGGAACAUGGAGUGCAGGGUCAGGCAUGCAAAAUGUAGGCAAUACAUGCUACCUUAACUCUACUCUGCAAGCUCUGUUCCAUGUGCCAGCCUUUGCAAAUUGGCUGGUUACAGAAUCAACACAUGCAGAAAAAUGUAAUCAACAAGAAGCAUGUGUUAUUUGUGGUAUGAGGGCAACAUUGAUGGCUACUCAGAAGAGUGGUGGAGCACCAAUUAAACCUUGGCAGGUUUACUCAAAGCUACGCCUCAUAUGCAGGCACUUGACUCCAGGAAGACAAGAGGAUGCACAUGAGUUUCUUAGGUAUUUGGUAGAGGCGAUGGAGAAAUGUUAUUUAACAAGAUUUGUAAACUCUGAUAAAUUAGAUCAAUAUAGUAAAGAAACAACUCCGUUAAAUCAGAUUUUGGGUGGUUACCUGCGAUCUACUGUGAGAUGCUUGGCUUGCCAUCACUUGUCCACUACAUACCAACACUUCCAGGAUUUACUAUUAGAUAUAAGGAAGCAUUCAACUUUAGAUGAAGCUUUAGAUUCAUUUUUUUCUCGAGAAAGAUUAGAAGAUUUAGGAUAUAAGUGUGAAGCUUGUAAUAAAAAGGUAUCUGCAACUAAACAAUUCUUUGUUGAGCGAGCACCUAUGGUACUCUGCAUUGCAUUGAAAAGGUUCUCGUUGGCGGGCGGAAAGCUAUCAAAGCAUGUACAAUUCCGCAAAAAAAUAAAUCUUAGCAAAUAUAUAUACAAUAAAAAUAAUCCACAACAAUUGACAUACAAAUUGGUGAGUUUAGUAACUCAUCUUGGACCAUCACAGAAUUGUGGACACUACACGGCGAUAGGACAAGCUCCUAAUAGUAAUUACUACCAAUUUGAUGACAGCUGUGUGCGGCCACUUCCUUUAUCAGCUGUCUUGGGCACAAAUUCAUAUAUCAUGUUCUUUGAAAAAGACAACACAACUGAUGAUAUUAUCAAUCAGCCAACUGCCUCUACCUCCAGUGUUGUCUAUGGCCCACAAUUACCCGACAACAUUGUCAAUAGAGAAAAGAGUCCCCUUAAAAUAACAUUUUACCGCAAUGAUGACAAGAAACCAAUCAUUCUGAACAGCACCACAACAGAGUCCACAAAAUCUGAACCAAAACCUAUAAUAUUAAACACAACAUUAAGUAAAUCUUUGGAAUCCAGUUCAAAUUCUGAACCUUGGGUUGUAAAACAAAAUGGAGAAGUGGAAAAAGUCGUACAGUAUCCUAAAAUACUGAACGGUGUCGAUAAGUCCAAUCACAAAGUUGAUGAAGAUAAGAAAAUAAACUUUGUUUUUAAGAAGCAAGUUGACGACUGUCCGCUAAAGGCUAAGCUUUCAAAGAGCGAUUCAGAUAUUCGAUCACUGACACUAAAUAAUACUAAAGUACCUGAGAAAUCUGCGUCAACGAGUAAACUGGUGAAGCCACCAAAAUCUCCUCUUGAAAAACUCGAGGAACAGAUGAAUAAGAGUGAUUCUUCCAACCAUAUAAGUAGAAAUGGAAAUUCCAACUCUAAACUGGUGCCUUACGAUUCAGAAUCGAGUAGCGACGAGCGCGUUGAGAGAUCCUCUGAUGAUAAAGUAAAGGGGGAUGUUAAAGCAGCGGUCAGUUUAAGGCCAAAGCCGAGCCGAUGUGAUUCUCCUCAAGGACUUGUGGUCACUACAAAAGGAACGCAGCACAAAUGGACCGUGUCAAAAGAAAAAAGUGGACCUUUAUUGAGUCCUAGUUUGAAUGGAGUAACAAAUAAAAAUAAUCAACCUUCCAGGGUACAAGAGAAAGAAGAGCCUCGCGGUGAGAACGAACAGAGUCCCAACACGAGCGUCAGUAGCAUGUCACCACUGAGUGACAGGAGCGAGGCGGGCACUGCCCCCGCUGGCGCUGCGCCCCCGCCCCCGGCCACUGCUACGCCCCCGGCACCGCAGGGCUCCGGUAUCGAGACAGCUCGCCACCUUCAUGGCCUGUCGCACAGGGGCUACGGAGCACCUGUCACCACCUGGAACGGAACCCACAGCAACCUCUCGCGACAGGUGUUUGAGGAGCGCCGCGAGGAACGAAAGCGCGCACUUGAGGCGACGGACGAGAUGGACCGCGGCCGCAGCAAGAAGAUCAAGAAGUUCCAUCACUACAACAACUUCAACAACAACAGGAACGGAUACAAUCCAUUCCAGGAGAAGCAAAACAAGCCGCAUUGGAGUGGAGGUAACUUCAAGUACAGGAGUGACCAGCGGCGGCCGGCGCAUCACUUCAACAAGCACUACAAUCAUAAAUACAAGCGAUUUAACAGAUACAACAGCAACGGUCAUCAUUAUAAUAGACAUUGACCCACGGUUAGUGUUUUUUCCGCUCUCAGUGAUACAGAAACCAGACACUAUCCUUAUAUAUUUAAAUAUAAAAGUAACCAUAUUAUAUACUCUGUGACCGCAGUCCAUUAGCCAAUAUCUCGUUUUAGUCGCGAAAAUUAUAUUUACUGCCAAUAACCAGCCUUUGAAGUUUUUGAAAUGUUAAAUAAUAUAUGUAAGGAAUAUUGUAGGUAGAAAAACGAACGUCACUUGUGAAUAUCUCGAUUCAAAAUGGUUUUGAUUAUAUUUAAACUUGCUACAUAAUAUAAAAAUUAAAUAAACUUGAUAAAGGAAAUGAUUGGACAUGUUUCCAUGUAUUAAAUAGGUUUGACAUUAAAAAAAAUAAUCAUUUAACUAAUGAGCUGUUACGUACGAAUCCGGGGCAAAUUGUUAGUUUCUGUGUAAAUUGUGAUUUGAUAUAUUUUAUCUGCAACUUGCAUGCAUACAAUAUUUGUGCCACCAAUAAUUCCAAUUGAAUAUACAGUCGAACCUGGAUAAGCGAGAGUCCUAUGGACCGUAAUAUUUCUCUCGCUUAUAGAGGUUUCUCGCUUUUUUCGGUUCGAUUGUAUAAACUAAUAUGUAACUUCCAAUAUGCUUUUAUUUAUAUAAAUAAACUUUACUAUAUUUAUAUACAGAAGACUAGAUUGUUUAGUCUAAAAGCUGUGAGAUCUUUUUUUUUGUUUUGCAGAACGGUGGUGAAGUUUUUGUUUUAGUUAAAAGCAAGUAGUAUUAGUUAUGCACUGUUUUAUUCGUGCGAUGAAAUUUAGAAUAUAAUAUUGUAAAUAUUGCAGCCUUAUAAGCCUGUAACUGUAAAUAUUAUUGAUGUUUCGUUACUGCCAGUUUUCACUAUCGAAACAUGUUGUUAUCUCUCUUGUUCUAUUUGAAAAAAAAUGGAGAUAACAAUGUUUUUGUACGGAAAGUGAUAAAAAAAAAAUGCGGUAACGAGUAAACAAGUAACAUUCGAUGAAGCAAUAUUUGAUUUAAUACAAAAGCGUACAGCUUUUAAGCAUGUAUGUAAGAUUUUAGAUGUUUGCGAAUAUAUAACAUUUAUAUAUGUUUCGCACAUAACUAUGUACAGUCGGACCUUGAUAAGCGAGAGUCGAGGGACCGCGGUUUUCUCCUGAGUUUUUCGCUUAUAGAGGUCGGUGUCUGUAUAGGACAAUGACUCUCGCUUAUAGAGGUUUCUCGCUUAUCCAGGU